GCCACCCGUGCCUGCCGCCCCGCGAUCCCGCCCUCCCCGCCCCGCCGCUGCGGGCCUUCCUCCGUCCCUCAGCCUGCUGUGCAUCCUGGAGAUGCAGAAACCAUGUAGCAGAAAGCUUUGAGCAGCUGUGGAUGAUCACUUUCUCCCAAGAGGAGUAAAAAGUGAAGGAUGAAGGCGACUGGAUUUAUUUCCCUGUGGACGUUGGUUUCACUGCCUUGUGGCCCGUUAGCCAGCCCUGCAGAACGUGAGGAUGUGGUGAAACAUGCCAUCAAGCUGCACCGUGGGAAGGGGGCUGGCAUCACUCAGAGGAAGCAGUGGGUGUUGGAGAGCUGCAGAAAACUCUCCGGUCUUCUUCGCCAAAAGAACGUUGUCCUCAACAAACUAAAAAACGCCAUAAGAGCAGUUGAGAGGGAUGCAGGACUGUCUGACGAAGAGAAACUUUUUCAGGUGCACACCUUUGAAAUCUUCCAAAAGGAGCUAAAUGAAAGUGAAAACUCAGUCUUUCAGGCAAUUCAUGGCCUUCAGAGAGCUCUACAAGGCGACUACAAAGAUGUUGUAAAUAUGAAAGAAAGCAGUAGACAGAGACUGGAGGCCUUGAGAGAAGCUGCAAUUAAGGAAGAAAUGGAAUAUGUUGAACUCCUAGCAGCAGAGAAACACCAGGUUGAAGCCCUUAAGAACAUGCAGCACCAAAACAAAAGCCUGUCAAUGCUUGAUGAAAUUCUGGAAGAUGUCAGGAAGGCAGCUGAUAGAUUGGAAGAGGAAAUAGAAGAGCAUGCCUUUGAUGACAACAAAUCUGUAAGAGGUGUAAACUUUGAAGCUGUUUUAAGGGUGGAAGAAGAUGAAGCCAACUCCAAAAGAAAUGCUUCAAAAAGAGAAGUAGAAGAUGACUUAGGACUUAGUAUGCUUAUUGAUUCUCAGAACAAUCAGUAUAUCCUUACUAAGCCCAGAGACUCAACCAUUCCUCGUGCUGAUCAUCACUUCAUAAAGGAUAUUGUGACAAUAGGAAUGUUGUCUUUGCCGUGUGGCUGGCUGUGCACAACAAUAGGAUUGCCGACCAUGUUUGGAUAUAUCAUCUGUGGAGUACUCUUAGGACCCUCAGGACUAAAUAGUAUCAAGUCUAUUGUACAGGUGGAGACAUUAGGAGAGUUUGGUGUAUUCUUCACUCUCUUUCUAGUUGGUCUGGAAUUUUCUCCUGAAAGAUUAAGAAAGGUAUGGAAAAUAUCUUUGCAAGGACCCUGCUACAUGACAGUUCUGAUGAUUGCCUUUGGUUUACUGUGGGGCCAUUUGCUCCAAAUUAGACCAACACAGAGUGUCUUCAUUUCCACUUGUUUGUCUUUGUCAAGCACACCACUGGUGUCCAGAUUUCUUGCAGGUAGUGUUCGAGGAGAUAAAGAAGGGGAUAUUGACUACAGCAGCGUACUGCUUGGCAUGUUGGUGAUGCAGGAUGUGCAGCUUGGUUUAUUUAUAGCUGUCAUGCCUACACUUAUUCAAGCAGGAGUGAGCACAUAUUCCAGCAUUUUCAAGGAAAUUCUGAGAAUACUGAUCCUGAUUGGCCAAAUUCUGUUUUCUCUGGCUGCUGUUUUUCUGCUAUGUCUUGUUAUAAAGACUUAUCUCAUAGGACCGUAUUACCGCAAGUUGCACACAGAAAGCAAAGGGAACAAGGAGAUCCUCAUUCUAGGGAUAACUGCAUUCACCUUCCUUAUGUUAACGAUCACAGAGCUGUUGGAUGUUUCAAUGGAGCUGGGAUGCUUCUUAGCUGGAGCUCUGAUCUCUUCUCAGGGUCACAUGGUUACUGAGGAGAUUAUGUGCUGUAUUGAACCAAUACGUGACUUUCUUGCCAUCAUUUUCUUUGCAUCUAUAGGACUUCAUGUUUUCCCCACUUUUGUAAUAUAUGAACUCACAGUCCUGCUAUUCCUUACAUUGUCUGUCGUCAUAAUGAAGUUUGUCUUGGCAGUGCUUGUCCUUUCUUUGAUUCUUCCAAAGACCAGCCAAUAUAUCAAGUGGAUUGUCUCAGCAGGACUGGCACAAGUCAGUGAAUUCUCUUUUGUUCUGGGAAGUAGAGCACGCAGAGCAGGGAUCAUAUCUCGGGAGGUCUAUCUUCUUAUUCUGAGUGUGACUACUCUAAGCCUUUUACUUGCCCCUGCCCUGUGGAGAGCUGCAAUUAUGAAAUGUGUUCCGAGACCUGAAAGGCGCUCAAGUACUUGAUCAAGAUUUGCACAAAUUGAAGGAUAUGUCCUCUUGCAAGGAAAACAUCUUCAUUGCUCAUUGUAUUUCUAUGCACUCAGAAAACAAGACCUGUUGAGUAGUCAGUCCUCUUAAUAAGCACUUGGUUAUAAGCCUUACACUGACCUUAAAACAAAAUUCAGUACUAAAAAAUAAUUGCAUAAUAUGAAUUGCACACCUUUUACAAAAUUUACUUUGACUGAUUGGAAUCUACUAGAACAUUUGUUUCUGAUCCAAUCUGUUAUUCAGAGCAUAAAUUAUUUUUUUUAAAUAUAGUCUCAUGCAAACUCUGUUUAAUAUUUUUUUGCCUGAAUGUGCCUUUUAAUUUUCAUCCUGUUAAUGCUGGUUCAUCACCAGAUUUUGUUCAAAAAGGAAAAAAAGAUAUAUAUAUAUUAUGGUGCCUAUGGUAUCUUCUUUCACUAAAUGACUUAAGUCAUUUUCACAUUUAUGAUUUUAAUAUAGCAGUAUAAAAUUAACUACAAACCAAAUUUCUGAUGGUUAAUAAAAGUGUGAUCCUCUGCACAAAGAAAAGGUUAAACUGUUUAGCAAACUGUUUAGCAAGUAGUUAAUUACAUAUUCCAGUUCAUGCAGCCAGUACUGCAUGAUAUUUUAUUUCAAAUUGCAGCAUAUAAUGUAUUUUCUUAUAGUGGUAUAUUUUGUGUUAGCUUUUGUAUUUAUUUACAU
Messenger RNA from Melospiza georgiana, 2907 nucleotides. It is a transcript of the gene SLC9D1, whose product is annotated as transmembrane and coiled-coil domains 3. The record is from RefSeq and is a predicted model, not a curated record. Gene Ontology annotation, biological process: potassium ion transmembrane transport; proton transmembrane transport. Gene Ontology annotation, molecular function: potassium:proton antiporter activity. The transcript is spliced from 13 exons. Gene Ontology annotation, cellular component: membrane. The coding region runs from base 169 to 2205 and encodes 678 amino acids. Lineage: Eukaryota; Metazoa; Chordata; Aves; Passeriformes; Passerellidae.